CCGACUGCCACUUUCCAGAGAAAAGAAAGUGUUAUCUGCACUUUCAAAUCUAGUACUUACAAGAAAAAAUCCAAAAUCCACCUCUUAAUAAUUUUCAAAUAUAUAGAGCCCACAAAAAGCAAAAGAGAAAGAAACAGAAAAAUAGUCAGCAAAUAAUCAAAUGGGUGAUGAAAAGAAGAAGAAGAAGAUUGGAAGUAAUCAAGAAGAGGCAGAAGCGUCCAAGAGUAAUUUGUUCUCAGUUUUUCCCAAUAUUGAGCUCAAGAAGUUUCCUCCAGUUUUCAAUAUAGAUCCACGAGCUGAUGAUGAGGUUGCUCCAGGAAAGAAAGAGAAGACAAGUGCUCAGAAACCUGAGGUGGUAAGGCUUGCAGAUCUUAAAACAGUUAUCCCUCCUCCUUUGAAGCUUCAAUAUGAUGAGUCUGGGAUGCUUUCCCAACCUCUAAUCGUUUUCCCGUUGUGAUAAUCUUGUGGCACCAGUCACAGUAAAACUGCAGUUAUUGUUAUGCCGUUUUCAUAACAAAGGAACUAGAAUGUGGCAGAUGUUUAUGACUCAUAUCUUUCAAACAAAGUGCUAAGCAUAAAAGUAGAUGCAUGCACUGGAGGUUUUAUAUAUUGCCUAGUUGAUUGUGUAGUAAGAGUAGCUGCAUCGCAAAAUUUGUUGCCGUUGUUUUUAAGCUGAUUAUGUAUUUCUAUAUGGAGGUUUGUAACACAUAUAGUUGGUGGAGCACUUAAAUGGGGUUUACUGUGUUGUAUUGCCUGUAAUAUUUGCCCCACAGAAGCUGUUCAGAGGGAACAAAAAAUUUUGCAGGAUUUUUCUUAGGAGGUCAAUUGAAAUGAAAUGGACAUGGUGGAUGAAUUCGAGAAGUUUUAUCUAGUUAGGGCAGAAGUGGGGGAAGCAAAUGAUUGUAGCUUAUUAAUAUGUAUGAGGACAUGCAUAUGAAUUACGGCUAAAUGUAAAUAUAUGAAAUAUGCAUAAGUUUACUAUUUCCUUUUA
This is a messenger RNA of Hevea brasiliensis (rubber tree), 991 nucleotides long. RefSeq lists its product as uncharacterized. The record is from RefSeq and is a predicted model, not a curated record. The coding region runs from base 161 to 457 and encodes 98 amino acids. The transcript has 2 exons. Lineage: Eukaryota; Viridiplantae; Streptophyta; Magnoliopsida; Malpighiales; Euphorbiaceae.